Messenger RNA from Pocillopora verrucosa, 1072 nucleotides. The record is from RefSeq and is a predicted model, not a curated record. Lineage: Eukaryota; Metazoa; Cnidaria; Anthozoa; Scleractinia; Pocilloporidae.
CCAAUGUCGACCCCAAAAAGUACUGGUACGUGCUAACGAAGAGUUAAUGUGAAAUCAGGGCGAAAGCUUUUGCAAAGAACGAAUUGUUCCGUCGAUUCCGCGAUGACUACAAUACGUUCUCUCCCGCCAGCAGAUCUCAAGCGCGCUAACAAAGGGUGUUCGUUCAACGCCAGGUCCUCACCUUUUAAGAGUACUAAUGAAGAUGGAAUUUACGGAGCAUGAAGAGAACGUUUCACAGUUUUACUCUCGCGUUGCGGAUAACAGUCAUGAUUGGAAUGAGGGAUUUCUGACAUUUGGAUUAUGGAAGACGAAGUCUGGUGAACCCAUACCACGGCCGAAAUGCUACAGAGCAAUAUAUGAUGAACUUUCGGAGGGCAGCGGGAUACAGCCGCACCAUGACGUGCUAGAUGUUGCUUGUGGGCAGGGAGCAGGCAUGCUGCGGGUCAAGUCCCAGUACGGCUGCAAUACGCAAGGUCUGGAUAUCAGUGUUGCAAAUGUGGAAAUAGCAACGCGUAGACUGCGUGACACCGGAGUCACUGUCACGCGAGGGAGCGGAACGAAGAUGCCUUAUGGCGAAAAUUCCUUUGACUACGUCCUUUGCGUAGAAGGAGGGCCCAAUAUGAAUAGCAGAGAAGAUUUUUUUCGAGAGGCCUUCCGAGUUCUUAAGCCUGGAGGAAAAUUAUUGAUGGCUGAUAUCAUUGUUCUGAAGGCAAUUCAAGAUUUACGAUACCUACAGCAGCUCAUUCUAAAGGCAGCUGCAAAGGCUUGGAUUAUUCCAAACAUUAACAUGUGCUAUGGAAUCGAUGAGUACAAACAAAAGGUGAAGGACGUUGGCUUCAAAAUGAGAAGAUUUGAAUUAAUAGGCGACAGAGUGAUACCAGGUUAUUGUAAUUUCAAUCUUUCAUUGUCAGUUAUGCGAGAGCAGGCGAAAAUCAGGGGUCCGUUUGUCGGUUACAUGGGAGGUCCGAUAAUUGAUAUUAUCCUUGAAAAGGCCUUUUCUCAUGGAUUGAUCGAAUACGUUCUUGUAGUCGCUGAGAAAGAAAUUAACGAGUAAAAGUUUGAAGACCACGGA